UCUUUCAUUCAAAUUUCUAUCCACUAUCCCAAAACCCAGAUUUUUGCCAGAAUUAGGGUUUCGUCCAAUUAAGUUACUCAAACGAUGUCGUUGAGACCAGGCUCCAGAGCUGAACUCCGUCGCGGCCGCUACAAAGUGGCGGUGGACGCCGAAGAAGGCCGCCGGAGGAGGGAAGACAACAUGGUCGAGAUUCGAAAGAACCGCAGAGAAGAAAGCUUGCAGAAGAAGCGCCGCGAAGGCCUGCAAAAUGCAUUUGUUGUUCAAUCGGAUACCUCUUCUGUCGAAAAAAAGCUAGAAAAUCUACAAGCAAUGGUUGCUGGUGUUUGGACAGAUGAUGGCAGUCUACAACUUGAGGCAACCACUCAAUUCAGGAAAUUGCUUUCCAUAGAACGAAGUCCGCCAAUUCAGGAAGUGAUUCAAGCUGGCGUUGUCCCUCGCUUUGUUCAGUUUCUUAUGAGGGAGGAUUUUCCCCAACUUCAGUUUGAGGCAGCUUGGGCCCUCACAAACAUUGCUUCUGGGACAUCUGAGCACACUAAGGUUGUUAUAGACCAUGGGGCUGUUCCCAUAUUUGUACAGCUUCUUAGUUCUCCCAGCGAUGAUGUCCGCGAACAGGCUGUAUGGGCUCUGGGAAAUGUGGCUGGUGAUUCCCCAAAAUGCCGUGAUCUUGUUCUUGGUCAUGGAGCUCUGGGUCCUUUGCUGGCUCAGCUAAAUGAGCAUGCAAAGCUAUCAAUGUUGCGAAAUGCCACCUGGACAUUAUCUAAUUUCUGCAGAGGCAAGCCUCAGCCUUCAUUUGAUCAGACAAGACCAGCUCUUCCAGUUCUUCAGCAGCUUGUGCAUUCAAGUGAUGAAGAAGUUUUGACUGAUGCGUGUUGGGCACUCUCCUAUCUUUCUGAUGGGACAAAUGAUAAAAUCCAAGCUGUCAUAGAUUCUGGAGUAUGCCCUCGAUUGGUAGAGUUAUUGCUGCAUCCUUCUCCAUCAGUGCUGGUCCCUGCUCUUCGAACAGUUGGAAACAUUUUUUUUUUUUAA
Messenger RNA from Coffea arabica (coffee), 1026 nucleotides. Lineage: Eukaryota; Viridiplantae; Streptophyta; Magnoliopsida; Gentianales; Rubiaceae. The record is from RefSeq and is a predicted model, not a curated record.